Molecule: messenger RNA, 2731 nt
Organism: Corticium candelabrum
Lineage: Eukaryota; Metazoa; Porifera; Homoscleromorpha; Homosclerophorida; Plakinidae
Product: PDZ domain-containing protein 8-like
Exons: 27
Coding region: 1-2670 (889 amino acids)
Biological process (GO): mitochondrial calcium ion homeostasis
Cellular component (GO): mitochondria-associated endoplasmic reticulum membrane contact site
Molecular function (GO): protein binding; lipid binding
Source: RefSeq, a predicted model, not a curated record
AUGCUGACAAUCGUCGUGUCGUUUGUUUCUGGCAUAGUUUGUCUACUUCUUGUAGAACUGUACGUAUUUGUGAAAUGGUUUCGUUCUCAGCCUGUCGCAAAAAAGUCACCAAACUCUCCAGCUGUGCUCAACUCUGAAGAUGUAACAAAUGUUAUGAAUUUGGAUGUGGAGUCACACAUAGGAUUAGCAGAGUCAUGCGAGUGUCUCAAUUUGGUGCUUUUCAUGCUGUUUCAUCAGUGGAAAGACAGCGUUGAUCUUAAAAAGUUUUUUCUACAAAAGAUUAAUGCAGAAAUGGAUGAGUUGAUGUUUACAAAGGUUGUUGGAAAAGUUCUUCAGGAAAUUAAGGUGUGUGAUUAUUCGUUUGGACCUUCUGUUCCUGUCAUAAAGAGUGCUAAACUUAUCAGUGUCUCUGGACAAGGUGUUCCUGAUGAAAUCGACAUUGCCUUGGACAUUGACUAUGGUGGGGGCUUUCAUGUGUCUUUUGAUGCCGAAGUUGUGUUUGGUCGCCGAGCAUAUGUUUCAGUAAAAGUUUUAAAGCUGGCAGGCCAUGCUCGCUUUCAAAUGUCUUUCAAGAGAUUUCCUCACUGGUCUCUAUCAUUUUACAGCGAACCAGAACUUGACUUAGAGGUCAAAAGUCAAGUACAAGGUCGUGAUAUUCCACAUCUGUCUACCUUAAUCUCCAAUCAAUUGAAAAAAGCUGUCCGAAAAAAGCACACGCUACCAGCGUACAAAGUGAGGUUCAAGCCGUUUUUCCGCAAGCCUAAACCUCGGGAUGAAGAAAAUGAAAUCUAUGUGCAUGACAAGAAGAUUACUGUCGGUAAGCUGUCUGUAGAAGUUCGUCAAGCAUCACAUUUGGCAAAAGCCCAGAAGGCGGUCAACACAUAUUGCACUUUAGAAAUAUCUUCUUCACCAAGAAAAACUCAACCUUUAAGAGUUGAGGAAUUUUCUCAUUCAAAAAUUAUGGAAAUUGAAAUUUCUCGAGUGAAGUCAGAAUCUAUAGGAGUUUUGUUUUGCCAGCUGUGGAUUGAGACAAAUGAAGAACGACGGGUGCAGGUAAUAGUGGAGAAUGUGACUCCUGACUCAGCUGCCAGUCGAAGUUGUUUGAAGAGGGGAGACUUUGUGAUGUCGGUUGGUAAGAUAAGAGUUACAAGUAGUGAUCAAGCCGCACGCCUUAUGAAGCAUUCUGGCCAGACGAUUAAUCUUACUAUUCAGCGCUCAUUGUCUCAUAACCCGUUGAGGGUAGAAAGUGACAUCAUACCUGACGACACCGUAUCAGUUGAUGGAGGUACUUCUGAAGCAGAGCAUGAGGAAGUGAAUGAGCAGGAGUCACUAUUAAGCGACCAUUCUCAAGUUGACAUAAAUGUCCAGCGGGAGAUGUUGCAACCCAAAAGGAGACAGAGAAAACCUGCAGUUGAGAGCCAUUCUUUUGGCAAUGAAGAUAUUAUUGAUGGUGCUAGAUUGAGCAGACCUGAGCUUCCACCAGAAGAGUUUGUAUUUGUUGAUGCUCAGGAGCGGACGUUACAAACAAGCGCUGUUCCUGCCUGUCAUAAUCCGAUGUGGAAUGAACUAUUUGAGUUUGAUGUUAGCGAUGUGGACAGAUAUUUAAACGUCAGUGUAUGGAAUCAGCUGCAAGACUGGGAUACUGAUAUGCUGAUUGGGCAUGUAAGCGUUCCACUGAUGAAUAUUGCUCUUCAGUGUCUAAUGACGACAUCUGGAUCUCAUGUCCAACACUACGUGCUUGUUCCUGCGGAACCAGUCAAAGCGAGUCGUGCGGAAGUAAGGGCAACCGGCUUGCUAGUUACAUCUGAGGAACUUCCGUCACAGGCUAGAUAUCAGGGAAACCGAAUUCAUGCUGGUGCCUUGUUCCUGAGAUUCCUGCACAGCAGAGACUUUUCUGGGAGUGACAGCAAAGAAAAAGAUGAUUUUGAUGGAGGCAGAUCAGAAGGUUUAAUGGAUAGCGUGAAUCAAGUGCCAAUCAAGGUUAGUGGUAGGCAUGUUAGAGGCUCUGGUCAUCCUCUAAGACCUCAAGUUGAAAGAAACCAUCACCAUUUUGUAUCUACUGCAUUUCACUACCAAACCAGGUGUGACUUCUGCAGGAGGAAGAUAUGGAGAAAGUCUGCAGUGCAGUGCACGAGUUGUUCCAUGAAGUGUCAUAUUAAAUGCGAGAACACUUGCUUUUCUCAAACAACUUGCCCUUUCGUUCGCGUACCAAUUGAUUCCAGUAAUGUAACAAACAGUGAGAACCCUGCUGUGGAAACGGAAGACACCAAAGAUGAGUAUAUGUCUGCCCGCCACGGCAAGAGCAAUACCAACGAGUUGCGAACUAGCGGCAAAGACGAAUCGACUGCUAUGGCAUGUCAAGCAGCUAGAACGUUUGGGAGAGAAUUGUAUAGAGAAUUGCCGGAGGAAAACAGACAUGAUUGGCUUUCUGCAAAGAUUGCUGAACUUGAAGAAGAAAUCCGUAAGCUGGGAAAGAACAGGUGCGAAGUACGCGACUUAGAAGCAGCGGCAACAGACGAGAAAGCAAAGAACACGUUGAUGGCUCAGGCUAAGAAACUCGGGGAUCAAGAAGAGGCACUGGCCUUGCUGAUGAAGCAAUAUCUCGUAGUGCAGGACAACGAAGCCCAAGAGGAAGAACCACGGGGACAGACAGAUAAUUCAAUGUUGUAGAUGCAUGCGUUUCUACUGUUGAUUAUCUUGAUAUACGUUGUUUUGAGUUUUGUGGUUUUGA